Molecule: messenger RNA, 2508 nt
Organism: Suncus etruscus (white-toothed pygmy shrew)
Lineage: Eukaryota; Metazoa; Chordata; Mammalia; Eulipotyphla; Soricidae
Gene: NOM1
Product: nucleolar protein with MIF4G domain 1
Exons: 11
Coding region: 1-2418 (805 amino acids)
Biological process (GO): ribosomal small subunit biogenesis
Cellular component (GO): nucleolus
Molecular function (GO): protein binding; RNA binding
Source: RefSeq, a predicted model, not a curated record
AUGGCGCCGCGCAGGGCCGGGGGCGCGGGGCCGGCGAAGCGGCUGCAGCGAGCGGUGGCGGAGUUCGUGCAGGCCGCGUCGCGCGGCGGCGAAGGGGACGGGGGCGGCGCGGGGGCGCGGCCCGCAGCACGCCGACGCCUGGCCGGGAAGCAGCGCCGCCGCGGCCGGAGGCAGGAGAAGCGGCGCCGGAGGAAGCGGCUUGCCGAGGAGGAGCCCGCCGAGGCCGGGAGCGGCGGGGACGGGGGCGCGGACACGGGCACGGACGGGGACCCGGCGCCCGCUCCGGCUCCCGCUCCCGGCCGCGCCGCCAGCACCCCCGCCAGGAGCCCCGCCAGCACCGCGGCCAGGCCCGGCGCCUCCUCGUCGGCCUUGCGCAAGCGGGCCCUGCUGGCCGCCAACGAGGCGGACGAGCGCGAGAUCCGCCGGCUGGAGCGCCGCCUGGGCCUGACCAAGCGCCGCAGGAAGGACGCCGCGGACCCCGUGCCCCCCAGCUUCGCCCGCGACGGGCUGGACUAUGUCCUGGGGGUGCUGGGCGGCGGCCGGGGCUGCGGCCUGUACGACAGCGAAGGCGAGGAGGAGGACGAGGACUAUGCCGAGGAGGAGGAGGAGGAGGAGGAGAGCGACCCUGAGAGCGACCCCGAGGAGGACGGAGAGCCCAGCGGGCAGGAGCGCAGCGAGCCCCCCGGUGGCCAGGAAUCCGCGGCCCGGGGCCCGAAGCUGCAAGAGGAGCCUCAGAGACGUCCCGGCAAAGCCACGCAGCCCAAGCCGGCUCACAGAGUGCGAUUCGCAGACGAGGAACACGGGCGCAGCACGGAGGAGCUGAGCCUCGAAGACCAGGGUCAGUGUCAAGAUGGGGUAAAGCGCGUGAAGUUGGCGACCGAAAGCACGGAUGCUCGGAAAUCGGAGGAACUGGAACGGCUAAAGAAGCAGGUCAAAGGCCUCAUCAACAGGCUCAGCGAGUCCAACCUGGCGUCCAUCAGCACCCAGCUGGAGGAGCUGUACAUGGCUCACAGCCGGCGGGACAUGAAUACCACAUUGACUGAUGCCCUGCUACGCGCCUGUGCCCCUGACACCCCCACGCCCAGCCGCCUGCUCAUGGAACAUGUCCUCCUGGUCAGCAUCCUGCACUGCACCGUGGGCAUUGAGGUGGGUGCGCAUUUCCUGGAGGCUGUGGUACGGCGGUUUGAUGCUGCUUACCGGGCAGGAACAGCAGGCAAGGAAUGUGCCAACCUGCUAGGCCUCCUGUCCCACCUCUACCAUUUCCAUGUGGUGCACGCACGGCUGCUCUUCGACCUCCUACACAGGCUCCUGGACAGAUUCUCGGAACAAGAUGUGGAGCUGAUCCUGCUACUGCUGCGCACUGUGGGCUUCUCGCUGCGCCGGGAUGACACGGUGGCACUCAAGGAGCUCAUUGCCAAGACCCAGUGCAAGGCAGCCAGCGCCAACGAGCAGCUUCAGGAACAGAACAGGGUGCGCUUUAUGCUGGAGGCCAUGCUGGCCCUCAAGAACAACGACGUGCGCAAGCUGCCCGGCUAUGAUCCUGAGCCCGUGGAACGGCUUCGCAAACUGCAGCGAACCCUGGUGCGCAAUGCCAGCUCCGGCUCAGAAACACAACUCCGCGUCUCCUGGGACAAUGUCCUCAAUGCUGAGCAAACUGGGCGCUGGUGGAUUGUGGGGUCUGCAUGGACUGGGGCUCCGAUGAUUGAGGAUGGCGCCCAGAGGAGCCCACAGAAGCUGCACACGGGCACGGUCAGCGCCCAGGUGCUGAAGCUGGCCCAGAAGCAGCGGAUGAACACAGAUGUCAGGAGAAGCGUCUUCUGCACCCUGAUGACUAGCGAAGAUUUUCUGGAUGCCUUUGACAAGCUGCUCAGGCUCGGCCUGAAGGAGCCACAGGAGCGGGAGAUGGUGCAUGUGUUGGUGGACUGCUGCCUGCAGGAGCACCCCUACAACCCCUUUUACGCCUUCCUGGCUGCCCGACUCUGUGCGCACGACCGGCGCCUGCAGAUGACCUUCCAGUUCAGCUUCUGGGACAAGUUCCGGGACUUGGACAAUUUGCCAGCCACAAAUGUGUCUAACUUGGUGCAGUUGGUGGCCCACCUGUUGAAGACAAAGUCACUUCCGCUCUCCAUCUUAAAGGUGGUAGAAUUCAGUGAACUGGACAAAGCCCGAAUCCGUUUCCUGCGGAAACUGCUGUCACUACUGCUGCUGGGGACAGAGCCCGAAGACCUGGCUGCUAUCUUCACCCGAGUAUCUGACAACCCAAAGCUGGGCAUGCUGCGAGAGGGCCUGAAGCUCUUCAUCAGCCACUUCCUGCUGCGUCAUGGCCAGGCACAGCAUCCCAAGGAGACAGCGCUGUUGCAGGAGCGAGCGGAGCUCAGCACCCAGGCACUGCAGGGCAGGACAGCUCUGAGGCUAUAGGGACCCAUCUGGGGAGCGCAGCACUUGAUGCUACUUUGGCCACACAAUGUUCGUGUUUUCAACCAUCUGGAAUAUCUAUCACAGGGAUGA